Dromiciops gliroides (monito del monte) is the source of this 1835-nucleotide messenger RNA. It is a transcript of the gene MEPE, whose product is annotated as matrix extracellular phosphoglycoprotein. Gene Ontology annotation, cellular component: extracellular matrix. Gene Ontology annotation, biological process: biomineral tissue development. The record is from RefSeq and is a predicted model, not a curated record. NCBI's taxonomy places the organism in Eukaryota, Metazoa, Chordata, Mammalia, Microbiotheria, Microbiotheriidae. The transcript has 3 exons. The coding region runs from base 34 to 1596 and encodes 520 amino acids. Gene Ontology annotation, molecular function: extracellular matrix protein binding.
AGUACAGACUGAAGAUACCAGAAAUCCUCAAAAAUGCAAGUGAUCCUUUGGAGCCUGUGUUUUCUAAAUCUCGUCCGGGCAGCACCACAAAAAGAAGGUAACAAAGAUCAUGUUCCAGUUCAUCACUUUGACAAGGGAAAUAAGCAAGAGAUAUCUCCUAAUGCGAAUGUUAUCCAGGAAAGUAACAAAUCCCAAGAUGUUUCUUCUAGCAAACAAAUCCUGAUUAAAGACCAAGACACUGCCAGUAGCAAGACUUUCCAUUCUGACUUUGAGGAUACCAUUUACACUGGGUUCACUGGAAAUGCAAAAGCUGACUAUGGGGAGAGUGUUAGUAAGAAUCGACCUGAACCAGAAGCACAUGGUAUCAUUCUCAUUAACAAAAAUGUCCAACAGGGUAGAAAACAUGCAAGUGCUUCAAGACUCUGGGCAGUAGAAGAAGAUAAAGAAGACAAUAAGAUCGGGAAUUCCAUAGACCAUAAGCUUGAAGGAACUAAGUAUCUUGAAGCUCAUGGCAAAGGAGAUGAAAAUAUUGCUAAUAACCAAAGAGGUAACCAAAAGCAAAAUAUUCCAAGAGACCAGAGAACCAUAAGUCAUGCCCAAUAUUCCACUGAUUACUCAAAACUGUCUCCAAAACACAUAAAGUUUCCAUAUGAUUUUGACGGCAGUGGUCAAGGAAAAGAGGACAAUGACUUUUCUCCUUCCAGUCAAGAAAUGAUUGUUCCUGACACAGAAACCACAGAUGAUUACACAAAUGUUCCAGACCCAGACAAAGCUAAUGCCAUUAACAGCAACUCUAAAUUUCUCAUAGGAAAGGAAGCCAAUAACGAAGUCCCAGAGAAAGAGGAAUAUGACUUGAAUUCCAAGGGUGGAAAUUCCACUGGAGACGUCAGAAGUGAUGUCAGUAAAACAUCAAGAAAAGAGAAAAACAUCAUUGAUAAGCAAAUUCUAAAAGGCAACAAUGUCAUCAGAGGGAGUUCAAAUUAUAGGGAACUUCCUGGAAAAGAAGGAGAUGGUAUUGAUGCCAACACAGGAGAUGCUUAUCAAGGGAUAGUCGGAAUUCGUCACUCUCAAGGAUCCUUGAAAAAGCAAAGCAUUAUUGGUCAACAUGCUAGGAAAGGGAGUAAUGAUAUAAUUGAAGGCAAAGGCAUUUCUAAAUAUGGCAAAGAUAAUACUAAGGCAGGUGAAGGAAGUUCUAAGAGAGAACAAAAGACCAAAAAUGAUAAAGACAAAAAUUUGAGUGAAGGAAAAAGUCAAGGCCUACUUAUUCCUUCUCCUAGUCACACCUACCCUUUAAAAGGAGAAAAUGAAAUUAAAAAGGAGAUAAAUCUUCACUAUGGCUACAAUAAAGAGAGAAGUAUCACGAAAAUUCCUAGUGAUAUCAGAAAAAACCAUUAUGCAGCACAUAGAAAGGUCAGCUCUACCAAGAGUCACCAUGUGUACGGAAGGAAAAGAGUUUGGCAUCCUAUAAAAGCCCAUUCCAGUAAGAAGUUUAAACCCCCUAAAAGAAAUGAUAGCAGUGAUUCAUCUGACAGUGACUCAAGUGACAGUGACAGUGAUGAAUCCACUGAAUAUUUUCAAAGUGGUAGUGGUAAUUAGUCACCAAUUAGUUUGGGGAGAUUAGAGCCAUCUGACCAUGAAGACAGUGAUCAAUUAUUUGAUUAGGGCACUAGGUCUUCUCAGGGCAAUUUCCAAUACUAUAAUUACAGGCAAUAAGAGAAUCUUUUCAAAAUUGAAUAGUUUGAUUUUGAUUUCUUUAAAAGAGAAAGCCAAUAUAGAUUUAAUGGUUCAAGUAGGUAAGAUUUCACUUUAUUUUAUUGUUUGCCUAGGUCUUAUAA